AUGCAACCGGCUUCCGAAACAGAUCCUCUCCCAACCCCACGUACAUUCCUCACCUCCCUCAUCAACGCCAUCUCCGCCAUCCCCUUAACGCCCGCAUCCGACCCACAACUUCACCCACCACAACCAGCAUCAUCGCCAUCACCACCCUCAUCAACCCCCCCACCAAUCCCAUCCACCCUCCCCCCAAAACCAAAGCCCAACCCCAACCAGCAAAGACCAUUAAACUCCGAAAAAGAACAAUCCUCCAGCAACAACAACAACAACAACAACAACAACCCCCUCCACCGCGUCCCACCCGCCUCUCGCCCACUUAUCACCACAUUACAUGUUCUAUUCCCGGGAUUGGUGCUGCCGGCGCUGGGUUUGUUGGAGAGGGGAUUUGUGGCGCGGGUUAGUGUUGAUGUUGAGGAGGGCGCUAGUGGCUUGAGGAGUGGGGUGGGAGUUGGUAGGACGAAGGACGGGGGUGAGGCUGGAGAGCGCGAUGGGAGGGAUGGGAAGGGGAAUGAGGAUGAGGAUGGGGGAGAUGGGGAUGGGGAUGGUAACGGAGACGAUGUUAGGUCAGCCGAAGCCGAGGUCCCAACCCCGGCCACGACGAAGCCAAAGGUGAAGCCUAACCCGACCAGGGAGAGUAACGCCAUAACACCUCCCUCCUUCUACCUCGUCCAAUCGGCCGCAGCAGCCGAGGCCGCACGCGAAAGAUGGCGACGACGACGGUACGGAGGAGGUGGAGGUGGAGCUGGCGGGGGUGGUGCGGAUGAGGGAGAUGGGGAAGAAACAAACGGGGCGAUGGGGACGACGGAAGCGAAGGUGUAUAUUGUCCGGCUGGAGGCGUGGCAUUGCACGUGUGCUGCUUUUGCAUUCUCUUCGGUUCAAGAUGGGGGGGAAUGGGAUGAGGAGGAGCAAGAUGAACAGGGCAAAGGUAAAGGGUUUGGGGAAGUUGAUGAGCCUAAGCCUGCGGGUGCUGAGAGAUCACAAGGGAAAUGGUCGUUUGGGGGACUAAGUUUGGAUGGGCUAGAGCCUGGGCUGGGAAAUGGUGUUUCGGUAUGUAAGCAUCUGCUCGCGUGUGUACUGGCGGACAGGUGGAGAGAAGCGUUGGGGAAGUACGUGGUUGAGCGGAAGAUGAGAAGGGAAGAGGUGGCGGGAAUUGUUGCAGAUGUGUAA
This is a messenger RNA of Dichotomopilus funicola, 1161 nucleotides long. RefSeq lists its product as uncharacterized. The coding region runs from base 1 to 1161 and encodes 386 amino acids. The transcript has a single exon. The record is from RefSeq and is a predicted model, not a curated record. NCBI's taxonomy places the organism in Eukaryota, Fungi, Ascomycota, Sordariomycetes, Sordariales, Chaetomiaceae.